This is a messenger RNA of Striga asiatica, 1517 nucleotides long. The record is from the annotation of a GenBank genome assembly. Lineage: Eukaryota; Viridiplantae; Streptophyta; Magnoliopsida; Lamiales; Orobanchaceae.
GUUUAAGGCCCCAAGAACAAGAAAAAAUAAAAAUAAGAAAUCAUUAUUUGGCUGUUACACAAUAACCCCCACACAUCAUUAUCAUAUUUAAAUAUUUAAUUACAUUAUUCUCUUCUUCUGUGUGAGUACCCUUAAAAAAACACAAAAAUACAAAAAAAAAACUCUGAACUUCUUUAAUCUUUAUUUAUUACACACACCUUCAAAUCAAGAAGUUCAUGUGAGCUCUUAUACUAAACAGCCUUUCUAUAAAAAAAAACAUUUUGAAGAUGUCCAAGUUUUCUAUAAUAUUGCUAAUUAGUUUUAUGUUUUUAGUCCUUGCGGCUAUUGCCAAUAACAUAGAGUAUAAUGGGCUUGGAUUUUAUGAGAUCAAGAAAGGUAAUUUCUCUGUGAAGAUCACCAACUAUGGCGCAAGAAUCGUCUCUGUUGUUCUUCCCGACAAAAACGCCAUUGUUGGAAGAGUUGCUAACCGCAUUGCUGGCGCCAAGUUUACUCUAAACGGAACUGUUUACAAACUUGAUGCUAAUGAGGGGAAUAACAUGCUCCAUGGCUUUCCCGGCGAUGUCGUGGCUUCGGUAACUUACGCUCUUCUCGGGCCCAACAAACUAAGCAUGAAAAUGAAGGCCCAAGCCCUUAACAAGCCCACGCCCGUAAACUUGGCCCAACACACCUAUUGGAACCUCGCCGGCCACAACUCGGGCAACAUUCUCUCGGACGAGCUCCAAAUAUUCGCUUCUCACUUCACGCCAGUCGGGAAAGGCCUAAUCCCGACAGGCGAAAUCUCGCCAGUCGAGUCCACGCCGUACGACUUUCUCAAGGCCCGCGCGAUAAAGGGCCCGAUCAAGAAACUUCCGGAAGGUUCCAAAGGUUUUGACAUCAAUUACGUGGUCGACGGGCCCAAUGGGCCGAAAAUGAAGCCCGUGGCCGUUGUGUAUAGUAAAAAAUCGGGGAGGGUUAUGAAGCUAUCGGCAAAUGCGCCGGGCGUGCAGCUCUACACGGGUAAUUACGUGCACGAUUUGAGAGGGAAAGGCGGGUUCGUUUACGAGCCUCACUCGGCUUUGUGUUUGGAGACUCAGGGGUUUCCGGAUUCGGUGAACCACCCGAAUUUUCCUUCGCAGAUUGUUUUUCCGGGAAAGUGCUACAAGCAUUACAUGCUUUAUUCGUUCUCGAUCAAGAAAUGAUCCUUUUUUAGCGUUCAUCGUCGAAUAUUGUACUUGAGUCGAACAAGUUAACUAAUGAUGUUGUUUUGAUGUGAACAUUUGAAACGAGAAUAAGAAUAACCAUUAAUGAUCGAAUCGAACUUUUGAUUUUUCGAAUAACUAUAGCGCUUUAGCUAAAAGAGAAAGUAAAAAGAGAUAGGGAAGAGAGAUAGAAUGCCCUUUAGGCUUUUAGCCAAAAUCAUAAAUGCAAAUGAUCCUUCGAAUUAUAUAGACAAUUCUAUCUGCUACAUGAUGCAUGAAGCACGAUCGACUCACUCGCAUAUUUAUUACCAAGAAAUCGUCUGGAAAAACGAAAAAAAA